AUGGCAGCACCACCAACCACACCAUCUCCCAACUACAUGGGAAUCCCUGUCGAAAUUCGCAGACAGACUUUUGGGCUACUCUUGAAAAACGAGCUGUUGGGCAAGCAUCACGAGUCUGGAAUAGAUGGUUAUGGCUCUGCUAAAUACGGCUUAUCUGCUCAGGUGUUGCGAGUUAAUAGGCAACUUUAUGAAGAGGCUAGCACGGUAUUAUACAACGAGAACAUCUUCUAUUUUAGCUUCUUCAACAAUUGGUGCGAGACUGGUAGACUCAUACAUAAAGGGGAGAUCGACCACAGGGGAUUUCCAGUUUGGAAUUGGGAGGAAAUUGAGAUGAAUGGAACGAGCCCCCUAAUUAGAUACCAGUAUGAGCGUAAUGUACCACUUUGGAGCCUCCCACAGAUGAAGAACGUCAAGCGCUGGAGAAUCCUCGUCUUUACGGCGAUGGGCUCCCAUCCUAAACUCCUGUAUUCUUCUACGCUGAACUUUUCAACACGUCUCGAUCUGCAAAAUGGAAGUCAAUCAUUGAAGGAAUUUGCGCGAGCAAUAUGCCGCAACGGAGUCCAAGAUCUAGACAUCUUGGUGGUGAAUGACGAACGGCAAGAAAAUUAUGUUGAGUCGGAGGAGGAUCUAGGUGGAUGGGUACUAGAUGAAGACCCUAUGGCAAAUUAUUAUAUGCCGAUGGGAAAGCCGUUAGAAGUUGUUCUUCAACCCCUGACAAUGAUCCGCAACGUCCAGCAUUGUCGCAUUCGCAAUCCAACUCCGGACGAUUUCGAAGGCCGGCGACCAAAAAUGAAUCUAAGCACUCACGACGAAAAGCUUCUUGGAUCUCAUUUGGGGCUCACCAAGGAAACAUGCGAUACUAUGAAAAGUCAGACCAAGAUCGAACAUGCCUUUGAAAUGUGGGAAUGGCUUCUGGAAUACGCGCAAAGCUUCGAAAGCCGGCACCUAUUUUACGAAGUGUCUGUUCCAACAUAUGAAUGUAACGAUCCGAUCGAGACCGUCUAUUCGGAUGACUUCGAACGAGACAAGAUUAAGAACAAGUGGCUCGAAGUCAUGAAAGAUCAUCCCGUGGAGCAGGCAAUGAAGCGAGCCAAUAUGGCGUCCUACGAGGAUGACCUUGCAUCUUUCAAAAGGCAACGCUCUCGUGUGGUUCAUUUCCUCGAGGACCAGUAUCAGCGAGAGGUCAAGACUUGGACCAAGCUAUGUCAAUUUAUACAAGGCUACGACCUAAAUGCUCAUACUUUCUUCGAGGAAUACCCUGAUGAUGCCUACCAACGCCGCACGCCUGGCUUCAAACCAGAUGAUCACUUUUGGUCGUUGGAAGAACGUAACGACUGCGCUCCGGAGAUUGCAAUCACAUAUCUUAGAGACUGUGUAGAUGCGUUCAAACGUGAUAUGUCAUCGGAGCUCAAGAAUACAAUCAGGUUGCAUGAGUAUUCUCUGAAAAAGAAAAACAAGUCCGAUGAUGAGCAAACCACGGCGAAGAAAAGGCAAUCCCUCGAAUGCAAACGAACUAGGUUGAUGGAAAGCUUGACCCGUGCUUACGAUGAUUUCGAUGUUGCAGCACUUCGCUCAAAUUUUAAAGAGGUGGUUGAUGGUCUCGAGGAAGAGUUUCGCCGGGUUAGAAGGGCCAGAAAAGCGUUGUUGACUAGUGAUGUCUUGGAUAAGCCAGAGGUGGAUCUUGGUGAGGACGAGGACGAAGUCGACGACCGUAUCGAUUGGGACGCUACUGGAUGGAACACUGAGUCGAAGACUGUACUUGCCUGGGCUUAUUGGGAUUUUCCUGACUACUACCAUACUGAAGAUGGAUGGAAAAAGAAAGAAAAGGUAGACCAAAAGGUAGACGAAGGUGUAGACAUCGAGCCAUAUUGGUGGAAUGGUCUUUAA
Molecule: messenger RNA, 1887 nt
Organism: Glarea lozoyensis ATCC 20868
Lineage: Eukaryota; Fungi; Ascomycota; Leotiomycetes; Helotiales; Helotiaceae
Exons: 1
Coding region: 1-1887 (628 amino acids)
Source: RefSeq, a predicted model, not a curated record